CAGAGGAGAAGAUAUGGGGCUCAAGAUGUCCUGCCUGAAAGGCUUCAAGAUGUGUGUUAACACCAGCAGCAGCCAUGACGAGGCCCCCGUCCUAAAUGACAAGAACCUGGACGUGCCCAACAUCAUCAUCACGCCCCCCACGCCCACAGGCAGCAUGGUGCUGGCCCGGGACUCGAGGUGGACGGUCUGGCUGGAUGAGUUGGGGACUGGCCCGGAUGAUGGCGAGAUGGACCCUGAGGCCUGAGGACCUAGCCGGUGGUUCCCUUUGCCCUGGGCAGCUGGAUGGGGACAGCGAUCGGGCCCUGGACGAGACAGAGGUAGCAAGAUGCGUGUGGCGAGCUGCAGGCCCCAGCGCGGUGCUGAGUGGGCCGGAUACCCGCCACCUCCGUGCUCUCAGUGAGCUGACACGGCGAAGGGGAGGGGACCUAACUGCAUCCACGACGGCCACAGGGCUGGGCCCACCCCCGGCCCCGCACACGGCCGCGGCCGCCGAACUCUCCAGAGGACUGGCUCCGUUUUUUAUACAUUGUUUUACAGAUACUGCAACAGUCCCAAUGUGAUUUAUAAUCGCCUUUUUGCAUUUUAAGUAAAGGUCCUCCUUACAGAU
Messenger RNA from Dipodomys ordii (Ord's kangaroo rat), 607 nucleotides. It is a transcript of the gene Clmb, whose product is annotated as chromosome unknown open reading frame, human C16orf74. The transcript is spliced from 3 exons. NCBI's taxonomy places the organism in Eukaryota, Metazoa, Chordata, Mammalia, Rodentia, Heteromyidae. Bases 14 to 244 code for a protein of 76 amino acids. The record is from RefSeq and is a predicted model, not a curated record.